GCUAGAGAUUUUUAUACUACACUCGUAUAGUUGACCCUAGGUAUUAAUAAUUUUUAAAAAUAUUUUACGUGUGUGCUAUCAUUGCUGCGUAUACGAUACGUUGUGGUUUGGUUCUGUUGUACUCUAUUUAUAAGAUUACGAUUUCAGCGUUAGCAAUACCUGCUAUUGACAAACAAGACAAUAAUGAGUAUAUACUGUGGGUACAAAAAAAUAAGAUUUUUUAAAAAAAGCGUACGAUUUUGGUCUUAUAGUCUACUAUUUUUAAAUUACAUUGUAUAGGGUUCAUAUAGCGAUAGAUUUUAAAUAAAUCAACAAUAUGGCAGCAGCAGAUAAAAUUUCGCGUCAGGGAAAGCACUCCAUUCCUAUUGAAAUAUUGGACGAUCUAUGCAGCUUUUUAACAGCCGAUUCAUUAUCAACCUGCCUCAAGAAGACAGAGGCAACUUAGUUCGAAUCUGCUUCCAAAUUGAGUUGGCCCACUGGUUCUAUUUGGAUUAUUAUUGUACAGAUGAGAGUAAGAAGCUCAAUACAUGUGGUAUUCGGGACUUUGCAGCACAUAUAUUUCAGCAUGUCCCACAACUACGAGAGCACAUCAGCAAUCUUGAUGAAGUUUUGGAUAACUGGCGUGAAUACAAACAGACAGUACCAACAUAUGGAGCUAUCCUCCUAGACACUGAACUGUCCCAUGUGCUGCUUGUGCAGUCUUACUGGACCAAAGCAUCAUGGGGCUUCCCUAAAGGCAAAGUGAAUGAAGAUGAGGAGCCGUGGAAGUGUGCUGCUAGAGAGGUUCUUGAGGAGACUGGAUUUGAUAUAAGCAAUUUAAUUAACAAACAAGAUUAUAUUGAGGCAAUGAUACACGAUCAAAUCGUCCGCUUAUACAUCAUUGCGAAUAUACCACGCGAUACAAAGUUUCAGCCGCGAACGAGAAACGAAAUAAAGGCUUGCGAAUGGUUCCCACUAGCUGACCUACCCGCUAACAGGAAGGAUAUGACACCUAAAGUUAAAAUGGGUGUCAGCCCCAAUGCAUUUUUUAUGGUAUUGCCAUUUGUUAAACGAAUGAGACGUUGGGUAGUAGAAAGGAAUCUAAAAGUGGGCAGAAGAACGAGACACAAAUCAAUGGGUGACAUUGAAUCGUGCAAAACAAAGAACAAAACCAUCUCACAAGGUCUACAGAACGAAAUACAGGAGUAUCAGCAGAGUUCUGGGCACAAAUAUACAAGUAAUAAUCAUGGCAACCAUUCAAAUACGAAAGCGAAUGGUAACAAUGGCGGCGGUCUUAAAAAGGGCGGGAAAAUGACAAAACGUCAACUUUUCACUCCACAAAAUACAUAUACAAGUAAUUUCUCCCCCGUGCUAAAAGAUAACAGUCCAGCGGAAGAGAUUGAAGAGAGCACGUAUUUGAACUUCGUCGCGCCAUCUUGGGCCAAUUUUAAAUUUGAUAAACGCGCCAUCUUGGAAUGUCUGACUUGAAAAUUAAAUAUUGUGACUAAUGUUGAUCUCACUUCUAAAGACUUGUUUCUUAUAGGACAAGCUUUCAUUCUUUGUUAUUGAAAUUAUAAUUUUCUGACGUA
This is a messenger RNA of Nymphalis io (European peacock), 1568 nucleotides long. It is a transcript of the gene DCP2, whose product is annotated as m7GpppN-mRNA hydrolase. The coding region runs from base 385 to 1467 and encodes 360 amino acids. Gene Ontology annotation, cellular component: P-body; cytoplasm. Gene Ontology annotation, molecular function: 5'-(N(7)-methylguanosine 5'-triphospho)-[mRNA] hydrolase activity; manganese ion binding; RNA binding. The transcript is spliced from 4 exons. Gene Ontology annotation, biological process: nuclear-transcribed mRNA catabolic process, nonsense-mediated decay; deadenylation-dependent decapping of nuclear-transcribed mRNA. Lineage: Eukaryota; Metazoa; Arthropoda; Insecta; Lepidoptera; Nymphalidae. The record is from RefSeq and is a predicted model, not a curated record.